CUUCUCCAUAAAUUCUUGUCGCCGAACCUCACUUCUCUCGUGCUCAAACAACAAACAAAUCACUCAGCUCUUCCUCAACUUCAUCUCGUCAACCUCGAUCCCUUUUCAAACUACCUCCACUACCAAACAACUAUAGCAAAAAUGUCUGAGGACUGGGAUUCCGCUACCAAGAUCGGCUCUCGUGCCCGUGGCCCUGGUGCCGGUCAGCGAGAGACCGUUGUUCGAGGCAAGGCCGCUCUCAACGCUGCUCAGCGAGUUGGUGGCCUUACCACUGAGAAGAAGUACGCUUCUGCCAACGCCGGCUCCGCACCCGAGGGUCAGCGCAUGACCAAGGUCGACCGUUCAGACGACAUCAUCAAGCCCAACACCAUUGGCAAGACCGUUGGCGAUGUCAUCUCCAAGACCCGGCAGCAGAUUGAGCCCAAGAUGACACAAAAGGACCUCGCCACACGCUGCAACACCACCCAGUCUAUCGUCGCCGACUUUGAGCGAGGCACCGCCACCCCCGACCAGAAGGUGCUCGGUGCCAUGGAGCGUGUGCUCAACGUCAAGCUACGCGGCAGUGACAUUGGCGCCCCCAAGUUCCCCAACAAGAAGAAGUGAACGGGGUGACCUGGACGGGUAAAGAUUUGUAAGAGGGCUUCAGGGCCGAGUCGAGCGUUAGCGAAUGAUAUCUUGGCUGGGAAAUCCGGGAGUUUCGUGUGGGCAGUCACGAUGUUUUUAUGACAUGGGUGCAUGAGACUUUUUCUAUUUAAUCACGAGCAUUCAGGAUUUGACGGCAGGACGAAAAAAAGGACUCUGACGGGAACGUCGAGUUUUUAGUUCUUGAGAAACAGGACGGUCUAGAUGGGACGUCCACCUGAAUACAUCAUCUCUCGUGCAUCACGGAGACCUCGAGAGCUCUCAAC
This is a messenger RNA of Fusarium vanettenii 77-13-4, 908 nucleotides long. RefSeq lists its product as uncharacterized. Gene Ontology annotation, molecular function: DNA binding. Lineage: Eukaryota; Fungi; Ascomycota; Sordariomycetes; Hypocreales; Nectriaceae. Gene Ontology annotation, cellular component: nucleus. The record is from RefSeq and is a predicted model, not a curated record. The transcript has 2 exons. The coding region runs from base 142 to 603 and encodes 153 amino acids.